This is a messenger RNA of Podarcis lilfordi (Lilford's wall lizard), 396 nucleotides long. Lineage: Eukaryota; Metazoa; Chordata; Lepidosauria; Squamata; Lacertidae. The record is from the annotation of a GenBank genome assembly.
AUGUUUUGCCGGAAUCUCCCUUGUCAUUUGAAUCCAUUGGUUUGGUUCCUGCCCUCCAGAGAAGCAGAAAGCAAGCUUGCUCUUCCUCCCAUGGGACAUCCCUUCAGAUACUUGAGGCUGGCUAUCAGAUCUUUUGUGAUACAGUGCCUGACAGAAGUAGCUGAGCAGGUUCAAGGAGCUACAGACUAUGGAGCUCUUUUCCCUGAAGGAAAUAACAGCUGCAACUGUCCCAAAGUCCACCGCUGCUUUUUCUUCCGUCUUAAAGGCAGCGCUAACAAUACAGUGGGUUCAGUUCCUCUGCUGAUCCGGUUUCUUUCAAGGGCUGCAGCCCCACUGCUUUUAAGCCAACGGGAAGCCCUUCCCAGGAAUCGUUCGGGAGGGCAGGUGAAGCAGUGA